Messenger RNA from Morus notabilis, 1425 nucleotides. RefSeq lists its product as uncharacterized. The record is from RefSeq and is a predicted model, not a curated record. NCBI's taxonomy places the organism in Eukaryota, Viridiplantae, Streptophyta, Magnoliopsida, Rosales, Moraceae. The transcript has 3 exons. Bases 175 to 918 code for a protein of 247 amino acids.
GUAGAAAGAAAUCGGUGUAUCAGUAUCUUAUCUUCCAUGGCGGUUCGCCCCUUUGAACUCGUGGAAAGAAAUCGGUGUAUCAGUAUCUUAUCUUCCAUGGCGGUUCUUUAUCAAAGCUAUCUUCUACAUUUUUCUUUCUAUUUCUUCUGAAAAUCGCUCAAAUCAUUCUCUCCAAUGGCGACGCUUUAUUCCUCUCACUUGCUAUCUGCAUCCUCUCCCUCCAUGAAGAUGGCGCUCAACACCCGUCCCCCUCUUUUCCAGGGCUUUAAGGAAGGAUUGUCGCAACGUAUUAAAGAAUCCGGCUGCAGUUUUGGUUUUAAAUCAUAUGGGUUAGUUCAGAAUCCUGUACCCAAUAUCUUUUGCGCAAUAAAUAUGGCUGCUGGGCGGUCGAACGACCCCGAGAAGACUAACUUGGAUCACCUGAUGGACAAGGCAAGGAAAUUGUGGGAGAGUUCUCCUCAGCCAGUGAAGAGUUUUCCUUGGAACAGAACACUAGACAACUUCAUUCAACUUACCCUUGACCUUAUCUUGGCAGUUGUCAAAUACCUAUCUGUUCCUUUACUUGUAGUGACCUCCCUUAGUGAGAUGUCCUACUGUGCACAUGAAAGGAAGCUGAAACUUGUCCCUUUUCCAAUAUUCCUCGGGAUCGCUGUUGCCGGAGUCUUGAGGCAAACAGCCUUGGAUAUUUCUCCACUUCUCAAGGAUGCAGAAGUUCCUUGGCAUCUGAUUUGCAUGGCCAUUUUCUUCACAUUGCUCAAAUUACCAGGUCCAUACUACCCUUACUGGGGGCGCAUAUUCAUCCCGCAUUUUGCCAACGGGGGCUUGUUUAGGACUCUGUGGUUUGCUUUACUGUGGUACAGAAGACCCCAAAAGGCAUCAAGAACAACAUUGUCACAUGAUUCAGAAGAAAAGUCUUAAUUCUUUCAGACAAAAUAUGAACAGGUAUCGUCACCUCUAUCAGGAGCUCCAUUUUUUAAUGCCACUACCGAGCGUACUUUGUACCUGCUGAUAGAGUAGCUGAUCUUAUCACUGUCAGAUCAAUUUGUGGACUCCAUCAGUUAUUAAGAUCGUAGAUUUGUAGUUAGAAAUGAUAUUUGUAUGCAUCAUUAUUUUUGCUUUGCUUCACAGUAAUGCAUCUCCAUUCCGGGUAAUUGACUCAAAAGAAGAUUCAAGUGAUUGAACAAUCAAAGUCAUGCAUCUACAAGCUUGGGAGUAGCUCUGAGUAGAACACUUGAAGAGUUGUGCUUGUGACGUGUUUGCUGGUUUUGAAAUUGCUGACUAACAAUCUAAUCAUUUCAUUGCUCCAAUGCAGUGUUAAAAGGUUGGGGCACAAACAGGCGUUUGCAUAUUUUUGUUUGGGUACAGAAUUGUAGUCAUACCAUUGUGGUGCUUUAGAAAAACUAGAAUGAAUACUUUGGCUUAUAA